Molecule: messenger RNA, 3855 nt
Organism: Drosophila grimshawi
Lineage: Eukaryota; Metazoa; Arthropoda; Insecta; Diptera; Drosophilidae
Gene: Karybeta3
Product: importin-5
Exons: 5
Coding region: 103-3423 (1106 amino acids)
Biological process (GO): protein import into nucleus
Cellular component (GO): cytoplasm; nucleus
Molecular function (GO): nuclear import signal receptor activity; protein binding
Source: RefSeq, a predicted model, not a curated record
UUGUUCUGCUCUUUUUUAAGCGGCUUCGUCGCGUGCAGAUUGUGAAAAUUGUGUGUUUUUCAUUUACUGUUGUUAAACCGUGUGAAAACUGCAAAUCGAAAUAUGGCUGCAGACCAGGCACAAUUCCAACAGCUCCUCAGCUCCCUGUUGUCCGUGGACAACGAAGUGCGAAAACAGGCUGAGGAAGCGUACAACAAGAUUUCCCGGGAACUGAAGGUAACACACCUGCUGGGCAACAUUCACAAUGGCCAACAAUCGGAGGAGGCGCGCCAAAUGGCCGCAGUUCUGCUGCGUCGCCUCUUCACAUCUGAAUUUCUCGAGUUCUACAAAGGGUUGCCCGUGGACUCGCAGAAUCAGCUGUUGCAGCAGAUUUUGAUGGCCGUGCAACAGGAUGUGACACCGCAGCUGCGUCGCAAGAUAUGCGAAGUGAUCGCCGAGGUGGCACGCAGCCUGAUCGACGAGGAUGGCAACAAUCAGUGGCCGGACAUCCUACAGUUUCUGUUCCAAUGCGCCAAUUCGCCAACGCCCCAGCUGCAGGAGUCGGCACUGCGCAUCUUCAGCAGUGUGCCCUCGAUCUUUGGCAACCAGGAGACGCAAUACAUCGAUCUGAUCAAACAGAUGCUGGCCAAGAGCAUGGAGAAUACCGGCGAUGCUGAGGUGCGUGUUCAGGCCGUCCGUGCCAUUGGCGCCUUCAUUCUGUACCACGACAAGGAGAAGGAGGUGACCAUAUACAAGCAUUUCGGGGAUCUGUUGCCACGGAUGCUUGUCAUCACGGGCGAAACGAUUGAGGCGCAGGACGAUCAAAGUUUGCUCAAGCUGCUCAUCGACAUGACCGAGAAUUGUCCGAAAUUCUUGCGAGCACAGCUCGAGUACAUCUUUGAGAUGUGCAUGAAGGUGUUCAGCUCGCUGGACUUUGAGGAUAGCUGGCGGCAUCUGGUGCUCGAGGUGAUGGUCUCGCUAUCGGAGAAUGCACCAGCGAUGGUGCGCAAGCGUGCCGAGAAAUAUAUUGUCGCUCUCAUUCCGCUCGUGCUGCAAAUGAUGACCGAUCUGGAUGAGGACGAGAACUGGGCGACAGCCGAUAUCAUCAAUGAGGAUGAUCACAGCGACAACAAUGUGAUUGCCGAAUCAUCGCUGGAUCGCUUGGCCUGCGGCCUUGGCGGCAAAAUGGUGUUGCCCCAUGUGAUGAACGCCUUGCCGGGCAUGCUGAAUCAUACCGAUUGGAAGCAUCGGUUCGCCGCUCUCAUGGCUAUCUCAGCGAUUGGUGAGGGUUGCCACAAGCAAAUGGAGGCCAUACUCGAUCAGGUGAUGUCUGGUGUCCUCAACUAUCUGCGCGAUCCCAAUCCCCGUGUGCGAUACGCCGCCUGCAAUGCCAUCGGCCAAAUGUCCACCGAUUUUGCACCGACCUUUGAGAAGAAGUUCCACGAACAGGUUGUGCCCGGCCUGCUGCUGCUGCUGGACGAUGAGCAGAAUCCGCGCGUGCAGGCGCAUGCCGGUGCCGCUUUGGUUAACUUCAGCGAGGAUUGCCCCAAACAUAUAUUGACACGCUAUUUGGACGCAAUCAUGGGCAAACUGGAGAACAUUCUCAACUCGAAGUUCACCGAGCUUGUCGAGAAGGGCAACAAACUGGUGCUGGAGCAGGUGGUGACCACCAUUGCCUCUGUGGCGGAUACGUGCGAACAGGAAUUUGUCGCUUACUACGAUCGCCUGAUGCCCUGCCUCAAGUUCAUCAUCCAGAAUGCCAAUUCGGAGGAGUUGCGCAUGCUGCGCGGCAAGACCAUCGAGUGUGUUAGCCUCAUCGGUCUCGCUGUCGGUCGCGAGAAGUUCAUUGGCGAUGCCGGCGAGGUGAUGGACAUGCUGCUGAAGACCCACACCGAGGGUGAACUGCCCGAUGAUGAUCCGCAGACAUCGUAUCUGAUUACCGCAUGGGCGCGCAUGUGCAAGAUUUUGGGCAAGCAAUUCGAGCAGUAUUUGCCGUUGGUUAUGGGUCCGGUGAUGCGCACCGCUGCCAUGAAACCGGAAGUGGCGCUGCUCGACAACGACGAGGUCGAGGAUCUCGAGGGCGAUGUCGAAUGGUCGUUCAUCACCCUCGGUGAACAGCAGAACUUUGCCAUACGCACCGCCGGCAUGGAGGACAAGGCAUCCGCCUGCGAGAUGCUCGUCUGCUAUGCACGCGAACUGAAGGAGGGCUUCGCCGAGCACGCCGAGGAGGUGGUCCGCCUCAUGCUGCCCUUGCUCAAGUUUUAUUUCCACGAUGGCGUUCGAUCGGCGGCAGCCGAAUCGUUACCGUAUUUGCUGGACUGCGCCAAGAUCAAGGGACCAAACUAUUUGGUUGGCAUGUGGCUGUACAUUUGUCCUGAACUGAUUAAGGUGAUCAAUACCGAACCGGAGCCGGAUGUGCAAUCCGAGUUGCUCAAUUCGCUGGCGAAAUGCAUUGAGACCCUUGGCCCCAACUGCCUUAACGAGGAGUCCAUGAAACUGGUGCUGGAGAUAAUCAAUAAGUAUGUCCUGGAGCAUUUCGAGCGUGCCGAUAAGCGUCUGGCUGCCCGCACCGAGGAGGAUUACGAUGAUGGCGUUGAGGAGGAGCUGGCCGAACAGGAUGACACCGACAUCUAUAUACUAUCCAAGGUGGUGGACAUCAUACACGCCCUCUUCCUAACCAGCAAGGAGCAGUUUUUGCCCGCCUUCGACCAGGUGGCACCGCACUUUGUCAAGCUUCUCGAUCCCAAUCGUCCGUUCGCCGAUCGCCAGUGGGGCAUUUGUGUUUUCGAUGAUCUUAUUGAAUUCUGUGGACCUGCUUGUACGCCGUAUCAGCAUAUUUUUACGCCUGCUCUGCUGCAGUAUGUGGUGGAUAAGUCGCCGGAUGUGCGCCAGGCGGCUGCGUAUGGCUGCGGUGUUUUGGGCCAAUUUGCUGGCGAUCAGUUUGCGCAUACAUGCGCCCAGAUCAUUCCACUGCUGGUGCAGGUCAUCAACGAUCCGCGGGCACGCGAUGUGGAAAACAUAAAUGCGACGGAGAAUGUGAUAUCGGCAUUUGCCAAGAUACUCAAAUACAACAAGAGCGCAUUGACCAAUUUGGAUGAGCUGAUUGGCGUUUGGUUCGCCAGCCUGCCCAUAUCCGAAGAUCCCGAGGAAGCCGCCCACAUCUAUGGCUAUCUGUGCGAUCUGAUUGAGGCCAAUCAUCCAGUGAUUUUGGGCGCCAACAAUUGUAAUCUGCCACGCAUCGUAUCGAUAAUUGCGGACACCUUCUGCACCAAGGUGCUCGAGGCGCAGAGUCCAUCGGGCACCCGCAUGUUAACCAUUGUCAAGCAAAUUGAAUCCAAUCCGGAUGUGAUGCAGGCCUGCGCGAGCACCUUGAGUCCCGAGCAGCAGCAGGCGCUCCAGGAUGCCUAUCGGGAGCUGGCCACUGCACCACCAACCGCAACCUAAAAAAGCAGCUCCUGCAGCUAGAGCAGCCUUCAGCUCCAUUAUAUAUGCAUUAACAAAGAAAACCUAAAAAAAAGAAGAAUACUAGGAUUUUGACAUUGAAAUCAUCGGCUGAAAAAUAUAGGAAAAGCAGAAUGCUUUUUUUCUCUUCGUUAUUCGUCACAUUUGAUGGAGCAAGUUCUCGCCAAAUGCGUUAAAAAUUACGUUAUAACAAAACUUACAUAUAUAUAUAUAUAUAACUUAUAUAUAAACAUAAAUCAACUUCACAUAUAUACAAAUUAUAUGUGCCAAUAGGGCUUAUAAUUCUAUAUAUAUAUAUACAUAUAUAUAUAUAUAUAUAUUGUGAUUUCAAUCGAAACUCGUCUCCCGCUCCCGCAAGGGAAAGUUUUUGGAAGGAAAACCAAUUAAAAAAGUCUGCGUCUCGUUAGAAUUUGA